Molecule: messenger RNA, 1824 nt
Organism: Plasmodium coatneyi
Lineage: Eukaryota; Apicomplexa; Aconoidasida; Haemosporida; Plasmodiidae
Exons: 2
Coding region: 1-1824 (607 amino acids)
Biological process (GO): NAD+ metabolic process
Cellular component (GO): mitochondrion
Molecular function (GO): NAD+ kinase activity
Source: RefSeq, a predicted model, not a curated record
AUGUCAUACAUCCCCAAACACAUAACCGUUGGCAAGGUCUGCAAAACGAACAACUUCUGCGUUGCAAAGUGGAGCAGGAUGGUGAAGAAUCCGCACAUGAGUUGUAAAAAAAUCGGUAUAAGUGGAUACUCCACGGGGGGCGCAGGCGGAAGAAACGACGUCAGCAACGCCAACGGUGGUAUGAACCAUGUUAGCCCCGUUUGUGCUGCUAACCGGGAUGGCGGAACGGAAUCUGCAACACCCACCUGUCUGGGGGAACCCACCUCCAGCCCCACGCCAAACAGCACAUGCGGUGACCUCUCAGGUGAAGUCAUUUUAAGAAAAUACGAUCGAAUUUUAUUAAUCGAAAAGUACACAAAGUAUGACAAUUUAAGGAAGCAAGGAUAUAAGGACGAUUAUAUUUUGCGCAAUUUUUUUUCUGUUUAUAUUUCUCACUUUACGCAUACUCUUAUUGUAAACAACGUCAUUAACCUUUUGAGGACAAAGUACAGAUCCCACGUGUCCAUACUUAAGGCCUAUAAACGGAACAUUGAAAACAUCUGUAUUAGCAGUUCUAGCAUUUUUUCGCCCGAUGCGAUUUUCAGCGUGGGCGGAGACGGAACAUACCUGGAAUCCGCACACAUAAUCGCUAACAAAUAUAUUGUAGACGAUAACUCCGGAGGGACGAAGAAGCACAUCGAGCUCGUUGGAAUAAACAGCGACCCCAGAGGAUCUGAAGGGAAACUCUGCCUGGAGUACUUCCAUGUGGACCCCGAAAAUGAAAUAAACUACACAUAUGACUCAUUUGGACAAUUCGAGGAAAUUUACAACAGAAAAAAAAAAAAAAAAAAUUUCGUCUUCACGGAUGUGUCAAAUUUGAUCAGGGAUCUCAAGGGGAAGGAGGAGAAGGAAAACAGGAUGAGGAGUGAUCAUUCUGAUGAACAUGCAGUGGAAGAAUCGGAUUUAAAAAAUGUGAACACGAUGGAUCGAAUUGCACAGAAUAACAGUUUGCGUUAUGAGGGUGUGCAUACAAAUGAGCACAACAAUGCCCCUGAUGAGGGGGUCGAAUCGAUCGAGCUGGGGAAAAGCAGUCAAGCUGGCCAGGUUGGCCAUACUGACCAUGCUGACCAUGUUGAUCACACGAAACCGUGCAACAACCCGUUCAGCGCCUUCCCCCACACGGUAAGUGAGCGCCUGGAAAAUCUCACCAUCAGCGCCGAGGAGUACGCCAGGAACACGCUCAAGUGCUUCUUCGAAACGAACAAGCAUCGAAAGCUGCACAGAAAGUACAUCACCGUAUACAUAAAAAGGUGCAACGAGGAAGAAGGAAAAACAUACAGAAGCAUCAACGAGGUGUAUAUUUAUGAGGCCGUCAAAAAUAAUAUCUGCACAUACAUUAAUAUAGACAACAAAAUUGUGAAGAAGCUAAAAAGUACCGCUCUGUUGAUUACCAGUGGGACGGGGUCCACUGCUUGGGCAUACAACGUCAAUAAAAUUGAUAAAAAAAAAAUGAAAAAUAUUAUUGACGAAUUUGUACGAAUACAAAAUGAUGUAGUGAAGGAAAACAUCCAGCCUGUCAACUAUGACCUUUUUUCUGAAUACAUAAAUAAUUCCAUUUGCUUCCAUCCCAGUAGUAAACAAAUGAAGUGUAUAGUUAAGGAGCCCGUGGAAAAUAGCGUAUACGACUCUACCGACCAUGUGUACGAUUGUCAGUAUGUGAAUAUACGCACCUGCACGAGCAACACCAUCGUGUAUAUUGAUGGUAUAUACAACAUUAAGAUUCAGCCCAACGAUUCGGUCAUUCUUCACAUAAAGGAGGGUGACUUUAUCGUUAGUUACAAGUAG